GCGGCCGCUGGUACCGGGUGCGCUCUGUUCUCGCACAGUUCCCCCUCACCCCGUUAUGGCGGCCACUGCAGAGGAGCCGUUCCCCUUCCACGGUCUCCUGCCUAAGAAGGAGACUGGUGCUGCCGCCUUUCUUGCCCGCUUCCCCGACUUCGACGGGCGGGGGGUGCUGCUGGCGGUGCUAGACACCGGCGUGGACCCGGGGGCGCCGGGCAUGCAGAUUACAACUGAUGGGAAACCCAAGAUCAUUGAUAUAAUUGAUACAACAGGCAGUGGUGAUGUAACUACAUGUACCAUUGUGGAACCUAAAGAUGGAGAAAUUGUCGGUCUGUCUGGAAGAACUUUAAAGAUUCCGACAACCUGGGUAAAUCCUUCAGGCAAAUAUCACAUUGGCAUAAAAAAUGGCUAUGAUAUCUAUCCUAAAGCUCUUAAGGAGAGGAUUCAGAAAGAACGCAAGGAAAAGCUGUGGGAUCCCAUUCACAGACUGGCUCUGGCAGAGGCCUGUAGAAAACAAGAGGAAUUCGAUGCGGCUCAUAGCUCUCCCUCCCAGGUAAAUAAGCUGAUAAAGGAAGAACUUCAAAAUCAAGUGGAACUGUUGAAUUCUUUUGAGAAAAAAUACAGUGAUCCUGGCCCAGUAUAUGACUGUCUGGUAUGGAAUGAUGGUGAGACCUGGAGAGCCUGCAUAGAUACAAGUGAGAGUGGUGACUUGACAAACUGUACGGUGCUGAGAACCUACAAAGAAGCUCAGGAGUAUGGGUCUUUUGGAACAUCUGAAAUGUUGAAUUAUUCUGUGAAUAUUUAUGAUGAUGGAAACCUUCUUUCCAUUGUGACAAGUGGAGGAGCACAUGGAACACAUGUGGCUAGUAUUGCAGCUGGAUACUUUCCAGAAGAGCCAGAACGAAAUGGUGUGGCUCCUGGAGCUCAGAUUCUUGCCAUCAAGAUUGGUGAUACAAGACUAAGUACAAUGGAAACUGGCACUGGUCUAAUAAGAGCUAUGAUAGAAGCAAUAAAAUAUAAAUGUGAUCUCGUCAACUAUAGCUAUGGAGAGGCAACACAUUGGCCAAAUUCUGGGAGAAUUUGUGAAGUUAUUAAUGAAGCGGUGUGGAAACACAAUGUAAUCUAUGUUUCAAGUGCAGGAAAUAAUGGCCCUUGCCUUUCUACAGUUGGAUGUCCUGGUGGAACUACAUCUAGUGUAAUAGGUGUUGGUGCCUACGUUUCACCUGACAUGAUGGUCGCAGAAUACUCUUUAAGAGAAAAACUGCCAGCAAAUCAAUAUACUUGGUCAUCCAGAGGGCCUAGCACUGAUGGAGCCCUGGGAGUAAGCAUCAGUGCCCCAGGAGGUGCUAUUGCUUCUGUUCCGAACUGGACUCUGCGAGGAACACAACUCAUGAAUGGUACAUCCAUGUCUUCUCCCAAUGCAUGUGGAGGCAUUGCAUUAGUGUUGUCAGGACUCAAAGCUAAUGAUAUUCAUUACACUGUUCAUUCUGUCAGAAGAGCUUUAGAAAAUACUGCAGUGAAAGCUGAAAACAUAGAAGUAUUUGCACAAGGACAUGGUAUUAUUCAGGUUGAUAAAGCCUAUGACUACCUCAUUCAGAAUUCAUCAUUCACAAGUAACAUAGGCUUUACAGUUACUGUUGGCAGCAACCGUGGAAUCUACCUCAGAGAUCCUGCCCAGAUAGCUGCACCUUCUGAUCAUGGUGUUGGCAUAGAACCUGUCUUUCCUGAGAAUACAGAAAACACUGAAAGAAUAUCUCUUCAGCUUCAUUUAGCUUUAACUUCAAAUGCAUCAUGGGUCCAGUGUCCUAGUCAUUUAGAGCUUAUGAACCAGUGUCGACACAUAAAUAUUCGUGUGGAUCCACGUGGCCUGAGAGAAGGACUGCAUUAUACAGAGGUGUGUGGAUAUGAUAUAGCAAUGCCUAAUGCAGGACCUCUCUUCAGAGUUCCAAUAACUGUUGUUAUACCGACAAGAGUAGAUGAAUCAUCAAGCUAUGAUCUGACAUAUACAGACGUUCAUUUUAAACCUGGUCAGAUCCGAAGGCACUUCAUUGAUGUUCCACAGGGAGCUACGUGGGCUGAAGUGACAGUAUGCUCAUGUUCAGCUGAUGUGACUGCCAAGUUUGUUCUUCAUGCCGUUCAGCUAGUGAAACAAAAAGCAUAUAGAAGUCAUGAGUUCUACAAAUUUUCAUCCUUACCAGAAAAAGGAUCAGUGACUGAAGCUUUUCCUGUCUUAGCUGGAAAAACCAUUGAAUUUUGUGUUGCUCGGUGGUGGGCAAGCCUUAGCGAUGUUAGCAUUAAUUACACAAUUUCUUUCCAUGGUGUACUUUGUGCUACUCCUCAGCUAAACAUGCAUGCUUCAGAAGGUAUCGUACGAUUUGAUGUUCAGUCUCUGUUGAAGUAUGAAGAUAUUGCUCCAUGCAUAAAUCUGAAAAGCUGGGUUCAAACACUCAGACCAGUGAGUGCAAAAAUAAAACCUUUGGGCUCCAGAGAUAUUUUACCAAAUAAUCGACAGUUGUAUGAGAUGAUUUUGACCUAUAACUUCCAUCAGCCUAAAAGUGGAGAAGUAACUCCAAGCUGUCCGCUUCUUUGUGAAUUGUUGUAUGAAUCUGAAUUUGAUAGUCAACUGUGGAUUAUUUUUGACCAGAACAAAAGACAGAUGGGUUCAGGAGAUGCCUAUCCACACCAGUAUUCUGUGAAACUGGAAAAAGGAGAUUACACUAUUCGGUUACAAAUUCGUCAUGAACAGAACAGUGAGCUGGAUCGCAUCAAAGACCUUCCAUUUAUUGUUUCUCACAGGUUGUCUAGUACCUUGAGCUUAGAUAUUUAUGAAAACCAUAGCCUUGCUCUCUUAGGGAAGAAGAAAUCCAACAGCUUGACAUUACCACCAAAACACAGUCAGCCAUUCUUUGUUACAUCUCUGCCUGACGACAAAAUACCUAAAGGAGCAGGACCAGGAUGUUAUCUUGCAGGAGCUCUUACACUGUCUAAAACAGAACUUGGAAAGAAAGCUGGGCAGUCUGCAGCAAAGCGACAAGGAAAAUUUAAAAAGGAUGUCCUUACUGUUCACUAUCAUCUGAUACCAUCACCAUCAAAAAGUAAAAAUGGCAGCAAAGAUAAAGAAAGAGAACAGGAAAAAGAAAAAGAUGUAAAAGAAGAAUUUGCUGAAGCUUUAAGAGAUCUAAAAAUACAGUGGAUGACCAAACUGGAUACCACUGACAUGUAUAAUGAGUUGAAAGAAGCAUUUCCUAAUCAUCUUCCAUUGUAUGUUGCAAGACUUCAUCAGCUGGAUUCUGAAAAGGAACGAAUGAAAAGACUUGAUGAAAUUGUUGAAGCUGCAAAUACUGUAAUUUCUCAUAUUGAUCAGACAGCGUUAGCAAUAUAUUUUGCCAUGAAGACCGAUCCCAGGCCUGACGCAACUACUAUAAAAAAUGAAAUGGAAAAACAGAAGACUACUUUAGUGGAUGCACUUUGUCGAAAAGGAAGUGCGCUGGCUGACCAGCUUCUUCAUCUGCAGGCCCAAGAAGGGGCUGCUUCCAGUGAUGCAGAAGGCAAAGAUGAGGAUCAUGAGAGCUGCUCUGAAGCUUUGACAGAGACAUUCUGGGAAACAACAAAAUGGACUGAUCUUUUUGACAGCAAGGUUUUGACUUUUGCCUAUAAGCAUGCAUUGGUAAAUAAAAUGUAUGGGAGAGGUCUCAAGUUUGCCACAAAACUCGCAGAAGAGAAGCCAACGAAGGACAACUUGAAAAACUGCAUUCAGCUAAUGAAGUUGCUAGGAUGGACUCAUUGUGCAAAUUUCACUGAGAAUUGGCUUCCUGUCAUGUAUCCACCUGAUUAUUGUGUAUUCUAGAAAACCAACAAUUGUAAACUUAAAAGUGAUUUUAUAUGGAUCAGGAUAUUAAAAGAUAAGUUUGACUUUUUAUUGGAACGCAUGUUUUCAUUACUGAAUGCUGAUUAUUAAAUUGUGUGUAUUUAUCAGUAGAGGCACCUGGGUACAGCUUAAUGCCAGUUAACCUAACUCCUGUCAUCAGGAAGUUUCCUUAUUGUGCAUCCCAUUGCUGGCAAUGGACAUGCCAGAACUGCCAACACUUAAGGAUUUGGAAUUAGGCUGGAAAGGCUUACUGCAUGCAUGUUAGGUUCUUAACUGUUACUUUUAAGUUCAGACCUGCAAAAGCUCCAUAUUUUUUACAGUAAAUUGAAUUUUAACAUGUUUGAUCUUAAUUUCGAUUGUAUGAAGGCCUUAAAGCUACUUCAGGAGUAGCUAAUACCUUAUUUAUUAGACUAAAGUAAUGGGACGUCAUUACCUGGAUUGUUUGCAAGAGUUUACAUUUAAUUUUUAUUUUUUUUUUAAGAAAAAUUCAACCUCUCAAACUGUUACAGUGUGUAACGCGGAAUUGCUGAUGCAUAGGUGCUCUUGUAAAUCUUCAUUCUGGAGUGAUUUCAGGCAAACUCAAAAAUCCACAUGAAGCAGGGUAUCAGGACAGGCUGAUACGUGUAUAAACGUGCCAGACAGUUAAAUCUUGAUCAGGUAUUGUAAAGCUAUACGUAUAUGUUUAAUAAUGUUUAAAAUGUAAACCACAGCAGAAUAAAUGUGCAAAGCUGAAGAUCAAGAAACACCAUGUGCGCUCUGAUACUUUAAAAGAUUAUUUUAUAAUUAAUAAAAACAAAUUAUAAAGCUAUAAAUUGCAUUGGUUUCUGACAGAGUACAUAAAUGAAACUUGCUGAAAGAAAACACAAACAACUGAAGUUCGGUGUAUCCCAGAAGAUCAAUGCUUUCUCUUAAAGACUUUACUAAUGGUUGCUGCUAACACUGUUCCUUCAGUGGAGUGAAAUUGGUCUGUUUGAACAAGUCACAUGUAUCAACCAGAGACAAACUGCUUUAUCAUUUGUCUUGCCAGUUUUUUCAUAACUUACAACACUUGGAUACAAUUACAGCUUUACAAACAUAAAUGCACAGAAGAUGCACCCUAAUGCUGCAAAGCAUUCCAAACUGUGACGUGCUGACAUUAAUCAAACUUAGGAAUAGUUUUAAUUCUCUCUUACUGUAACUUUAAGCAGCUUGACAUCUGAUUCUGGAAAUUCUGCUAGAAUCAUUGUGUUAAGUAUAUUGCCGAGUUUUUCCAAAAAUUCAUAGUCUGCAGUGAAUCUGAAUUUAUUUGCCCAUAGUAAUACUGUUCCUGGCUUACAAAAAUACACCAUUGUUGCUAGCAGAGCUUCCAAAGCUGCAUGAUGAUAUACAACAUCACUUGCCAGUAUGAAAUCAUAAUGGUAAGUGGAUAGAGGAAAGUCUUCAUGGAGGCCUUCUCCCCAUACCAGUUUUCUUACUUCAGGUUUGUGCAUAUUCAUGUUUUGUGUAUUUUUUGAAAUAUUAUAAGAGAGAUUUUCAAGAACUUCAGGCAAAUCAGUAGCCGUAACGUAAGCUCCUGAAGAAAACAUGAAUUUGUUUCAGUUCACAGGUACGCAGUUGAACAUAAAUAUAUAUAAAACUAUCUGCAUAAGUUCCCCAGCUUCCCCCUCACCAAUAAUUAGGGUAGUUUCUUUCUUAACCAAACAGUAUUUUACAGCACUUUUCGUUUUUAAAAAAACAAUGACAAAGUUUACUAGAACUGUUGCUUUAUUGCCUUAAAGAGACAGUGGCAGAUCUAGAUCGUCUUUCACAAGAAAUGCAAAAGGAAAUAUGAAUUUACUAACCUAAGAUACAGGCCACAAUGGAAACUAAGCCUGUUCCAGCACCAAUUUCCAAAACUUUUUUGUCUUUGAGGUUGAAUUGUUCUUGAUUUGAUUCCAGAUACUGAGAUAAAGCCAGUGCCUAAAACAGUUAACACAUAUCCAUACAAGGGUAACAGGUAAGUUGCAUAGAAAUUCAGUAGAUGUUUUUAUACAGGGUUUGUUGUUUUGGUUUGGGUUUUUUAUAUACAAUGAAAAACACAAAAGGAUGUAAAGUAAAAAUGUAAUAUGGAAAGAAUUAUGACGUGUCCUGGGUUUUUUAAUACAGAAGAAAAUAUAAACAGCUUAUUUUUAGGUUUAGGUUUAUGGAAUAUGGAUUUGCUGCACAGAUUUACACGCUGCGAGUCCUCUCACAGCCUAAGGUAGGCAGUGUUUAGGUAAGAACCAUGCAGUCAGAACAGCAAACGAGGUUCAACAAUAUCUAAAAUGUAAUGUUCUGAUUUAUUAUCAUAAAUGUUAUGGUUUAUUAUCACUAUGAUAAAGUAGAUUCAGGCUUCAGCUGAGAUUUUUUUGAGAACAAUUUUUUUUUUUUG
Melopsittacus undulatus (budgerigar) is the source of this 6251-nucleotide messenger RNA. It is a transcript of the gene TPP2, whose product is annotated as tripeptidyl peptidase 2. Gene Ontology annotation, molecular function: serine-type endopeptidase activity; tripeptidyl-peptidase activity. The coding region runs from base 56 to 3841 and encodes 1261 amino acids. The record is from RefSeq and is a predicted model, not a curated record. Gene Ontology annotation, cellular component: cytosol. Lineage: Eukaryota; Metazoa; Chordata; Aves; Psittaciformes; Psittaculidae. Gene Ontology annotation, biological process: proteolysis. The transcript has 30 exons.